Molecule: messenger RNA, 843 nt
Organism: Durio zibethinus
Lineage: Eukaryota; Viridiplantae; Streptophyta; Magnoliopsida; Malvales; Malvaceae
Product: inosine triphosphate pyrophosphatase-like
Biological process (GO): nucleoside triphosphate catabolic process
Cellular component (GO): cytoplasm
Molecular function (GO): nucleoside triphosphate diphosphatase activity
Source: RefSeq, a predicted model, not a curated record
CUUGUAAACUAGAUACAUAACAGGUAAACUAGAUACUUGAGUGGGAAAGAGAAAGGCUAAAAAAUUUGGGAUACAAGGGAUUGUUUUCUUUUACAUUUCCUCCUGUCUCUGUUAACUAGCUAGCGUAUGUCAGCAUCUGCACUACUUAAAACUUUGUCUUAGCUUAAGGAUUGAUUGGCCUCCAAAAUAAGUGAACAACAAGAAUAACACUGUUACAGCAGAAGAUUUGUCUCUACAGACCACACUUCAGUUCCUCUUAUAAUCAGCAGAAACACAAAGUAAAAGAUUUCCUUUAGGCUUAAUCAAAGCUUUGCAGGGGCAGAACUCCAAUUUCCACUCUGCUGCAUUCUUUGCUCUGCUAUAUGACCAACUUAAUAGCAUAAACUCAGCCUUGAAAAGAAGCAUAACAAAGUUUUUCGAGGGGCGAAAUUAGCAACUCAGCUUGAGAAUCACGGUGCUUCCAUUAAUGACACUCUUUGGAGCGCUUUUUUUCUUGAUCAAAGACCCAAACCUUAUCAAACAGUGCCAGUGCACUCUGCAACUGCAUGUGCUGUGCAUGGUCUCCAAUGCGGCGACGUCCAUAGCAGUGUUGGUGUCACGGCCUGUAACAUUCGUAACUGGAAAUGCCAAGAAGCUGGAGGAAGUGAAAGAAAUCUUGGGCCAAUUCCAUCCCUUUUCAGUCCCUCAAGCUUGGGUGUUGUUGCUGCAAGAUACAUGUCUUUGUUUCAAUGCCCUACAGGGUCUUCCAGGGCCAUGCAUGUAUGUUCUAUUUCAUUCUUGCUAAAUUCAAAGGUGUAACCCUUAUUCUCACUUCCAUUUGAUAAAAACUGGGUUUGGAAUUAG